AUGAAUGCUCUAGCAGUGUGUGGGAUAUUGUCAGCUGUCAUUUAUGCCCUUCUAUUUAACUUUACCUUAGUGAAAAUAUUUCUGAUUUUUGGAGGUCUCUAUGGAGUUUGCUCGUGGAUUUUUGUUGGUCUUUCUGCUUCUAAAUAUAAUAAUGCAAGAAGGAAGAUCAUGAUUUGUACUUGGUCAGACCCAGUAGGACCUGAAAUUUAUGGCUGCAUCAAAAUGAACUUUGAAAACGCUGCAAAAUUCUUAAAUGAAUUGCAAGAGAAAACAGGGAAGCACAUAACAUAUGUUCAUUUAGUUCUGAAAACCAUUGGCGAAAUGCUAAAAGAGUUUCCAGAUUUAAAUGGAAGGCUAACUCAAGGAUGCUAUGCUCCAAAUUCAUCAAUUGAUGUUUCUUUUAUGGUGCCUGUUGAUGAAAGAAAUAUUUCUUAUCCAAUCUGCAUAAAAUCAAUUGACCAGAAAAAUUUAGCAGAAAUUUCAGAAGAAGUAGAAAAAGGUGUGAAAGAGGCUCAAAAUAAAAAGGAGAUUGCUUUGUUAAAAUAUGUUCCAACAUGCUUUAGAGGUGUUUUAUGUGAAAUUAGAGCUUGGCUUACAGUCUCAUUAGGAUUGCAUAUUCCCUUCUUGGGCUCUUUGAGCUAUCCAUCUGGACACUGCUUAAUCAUUGCGGUACUAAAAUAAAAUCAAAAUGUAAGGCUAAAUUAUUUUAUGCUUAAAUAAUUUUUUUAUAAUAAAAUACUUUUGUUUUGAUAUGAUUAAAAAUGAAUUUAAUAAGUAAUAGUUCAUUAAUAAGAUCAUAAGAGUUAGUAAGCGAUAUAUCAUACACUGAAUUAGACACAAUAUACCUUCCUUUCACACCAUCACUAAGAAGCCCUGUCAGUUUUGUCAUAAACUCAGUCAAGCCAGAGCCUUGUGUCAUCAAUGGCGCUCCAGCUGUUCAAUCAUUCCUAACCCUAACUGGCACAAUUGAUCACAGAUACCUCGACGGAGUCCGUGCCGCUAAAGCUCAAAACAAAAUCAAAGAAAUCCUUGAGAACCCAGCAAACUUCUUUAAAUUAGACUAA
Molecule: messenger RNA, 1064 nt
Organism: Blepharisma stoltei
Lineage: Eukaryota; Ciliophora; Heterotrichea; Heterotrichida; Blepharismidae
Source: the annotation of a GenBank genome assembly